AUGGUUGAUGAGAGUUAUCUGGGGAAUAACAUGCAAUUAGGGGAAUAUGAUGCUAACAAUGAAAGAAUAAGCUAUAUGAGAACACCAAUAAUCAACAACUCCAAAUUGUGGAACUCAAGUUAUGAGCCUUCACCUAUUGCUCCAAAUAAUCUCAACUCACCUGCUGCUGCUAAUGUUACACCAAAUAAUAUCACAGAUUCAAAUUAUCAUGAGUCAAGAUCUAAAUUAAGACAAUCUUUCCCAUUAUAUUCUAAUAUCACUACCGGUCAUGAGCCAAAUGCUGUUUCAACACCUAUUUUGAGCUAUAAACAUUCACAUAUGCAGUAUAAUUUGAAUGAACAAACUGCAUCAAAUAAUACACCACUUUUAACUGCACCAGUUCCACCACCAGGUUUUUUCACAGAAUUUGAUCUUAAUCAACAAUUGACACCAAAUUUCACAGCAUCUGGAAUCACAUUCCAUAAAUCUCAGCAACAACAACAACAAGGUGGUGUUAUUCCUCCUGAAUUCUUAUAUUCAAUGCCACCACAAGAACAAUUCCCAGCAACAUUUGAUCCAAGAUCAGCUGCAAAUAUGCCACAUAAAGAAAAAGUUAAUGAUUGGAUCACAAAAGUUCCAAUAUAUUGUUUAGCAGAUGGGCAAUUAUGGUAUAGUGAAUGUUAUCCAGGUGUUGUACCAGCUUCAAGUUCUAUUUCCACAGAAGAUGAGUCAGUUGAUGAUUUGGAUAUUUUCAAUUAUAAUCAACGUUUACUUGGAAAUGAGUUUGAUUAUGAUGAACAAUUAUUUGUUGAUAAUGAAGAUGUUUUGGAAUUCCAAGCAAGAAGAAUCACUAGAUAUGUGAAAAAAAUCUAUAAAAUGGAUUCUUCUGAGCAUGUUGUUAAAGGAGAUAAACAAUAUAUCAACAACAUUGAUCACACUCCAUUACAACUGAUGCUAUAUGAUCAAUCUGAUUCAAAUAUUGAAAUCACCAACACUAGUUACAAUUUAAACUUGACUGAUGCCUUUGAUCAAAUCCAUAGAAAAAACUUGAAAUAUCAAUAUGAUGAAGAUGGAGAUUUAAUUGAACCUGAUCACAAACAUGUUGACCUUUUAAAAGACCAUCCACCUCCUACAAAGUCAAAAGCUAUUUUCUCAGAGGCAUUAGCAGCAAUGGGAGCUCCGCGUACAAGAUCAACACCUAGAGGAAUUUCAGCAGGAGAUUCAAGGUAUAGAGUUUAA
Molecule: messenger RNA, 1218 nt
Organism: Hansenula anomala
Lineage: Eukaryota; Fungi; Ascomycota; Saccharomycetes; Phaffomycetales; Wickerhamomycetaceae
Gene: PFS1
Product: Pfs1p
Exons: 1
Coding region: 1-1218 (405 amino acids)
Source: RefSeq, a predicted model, not a curated record